UCGUCCAAUAUUUGAUCAAAUCUAGGCCGAGGCCGUAUAUUUGAUCAAAGAAAUCGCUUGUCUUCUGUUCACUGCAAUGCGAUAUGUUACCACGCCGAGCGCCAGCAUCGCUGGAGCGUUCUGUCAUCUUUUGUGUUUGUAAACAUGGCUGCUAAAUACAAUUGGUGUGUGGCGUCUACCACAAAAUUAAUUGAAUUGUACGAAGCGAAUGAGGCGCUUUACAAUGUGAGGCACCCUGAAUAUAAAAAUAGGUUAAGAAGAUUGGAAAGUUAUAAAAAUAUUGCAGAGAUAAUCAGCCGAGACAUACGGCCAGGAUGUACGGCCGAAGACAUAAAGAGGAAGAUAAAUGGCCUCCGUACUAGCUACUCGUACGAAAAAGCAAAAGUACGUAUUGACAUAUUCAUUUAUAUUUAUUUAUGCAAGUUAAGUUUACAUGUCAUACAAAUGAUUAGCAUUAAUUUGUUCACUGCAGCGACUUGAAGCAUACAAUAAUGUUUACGUAACCUACAAGUAGUUAAAUUAUUUUCAUUAUUAAUAUUGCAGAUGAAUAAAAGCAAAAGUGGAGCCAGUGCGCAGGCGGUGUACACACCACAAGUGUACUGGUUUCAAAUGCUGAAAUUUCUAGACCAGUCUACAGAGGCCGACGAAAGUAUGUGCAAUUUGGAGAGCACGGAUAGUGAAGCUGGAAGUGAACGUGCGACACCGACGUUUGAGGAUAUGUUAGCGCAUGAGAUGCAAGAGCCUGUCGCAUGUAGCGAGGCACAGCCACAGCCCCUGCGUCAAGAGCGGCCUCCCACUAAAAGGAGGAAAGUCACGCCAGACGUGGCAACUAACGUCAUGCAGGAGGCCAGCAGGACACUUCAGGCUAUGGCUGAUGCUGCCAGAACCAUGCCUGUCCAUGAUGACCGCGAUAGUACCCUUGGCGCCCACAUCGCAGCAGAUCUGCAUGAAAUGGAAAGAGUGGGCGGCAGGGAAUACACCACUGCCACUAUGCACAGUCUGCAGCGGACAUUAAUGGACAGGUGGGAUUUGCUGCAUGCGACAGUCCGUGCACAACCGUCCACCUCUGGAUAUAUCCAGGUUGCCUUGCAGCAGGCUGGAAUACUGGAUGAAGAUUCCCUUCCAUAAAUAUAUAUGUGUCUAUAAAUUUUGUAUCUCUCCAAUCUUCUUAAUCUAUU
Schistocerca americana (American grasshopper) is the source of this 1178-nucleotide messenger RNA. RefSeq lists its product as uncharacterized. The coding region runs from base 544 to 1128 and encodes 194 amino acids. Lineage: Eukaryota; Metazoa; Arthropoda; Insecta; Orthoptera; Acrididae. The transcript is spliced from 2 exons. The record is from RefSeq and is a predicted model, not a curated record.